Molecule: messenger RNA, 2657 nt
Organism: Momordica charantia (bitter melon)
Lineage: Eukaryota; Viridiplantae; Streptophyta; Magnoliopsida; Cucurbitales; Cucurbitaceae
Product: cation/H(+) antiporter 24-like
Biological process (GO): regulation of pH; proton transmembrane transport
Cellular component (GO): endomembrane system; membrane
Molecular function (GO): antiporter activity
Source: RefSeq, a predicted model, not a curated record
UCUUCUCUUUUUUUUUCAAUUAUUUUUUAAUUAGUUUGUAGUUAAAAUAUUUUUGCAUGGUAAUUAGGGUGGUGGCUUUUGCCGGCGGUGGAAUGCAGAGAUUCCAGGUGGUCGGCGGAACCGACUCCCCUCCCCAAGACGCCGCCGCCGCCGCCGUUUUCUGCCGGAAAACCCAUGCGACCGCCACCGGCAUCUUCUAUGGAACAAGCCCUUUGGAAAAUUCAGUGUCCGCUCUGGUUUUGGAUAUUGUGUUCGUCAUUCUCGUCAUUCAUAUCCUCCACUUGCUCCUCGGCCGCCCUCUUAAACAGCCCAAAAUCAUUUCUCAGAUCCUCGGCGGUAUUAUCAUUGGACCAUCCGUUCUGGGGCACAACAAGAAUUUCAAAGGGACCAUGCUCCCUGAUGACGUAUGUUUCUUGCUGGGAAACAUUGGGAUAAUCGGUUUCAUGUACUUUUUGUUCAUCUCGGGAGUGAAAAUGGAUCUGACACUUUUGAAGAAGUCGGGAAGGAAGGAAUUCUGCAUCGCGUCGUUUAGCGUGGUGAUCCCCUUGAUCUUGAACAUCACGUUCGCUUUGUUGAUACGCAAGUCCAUGGACAAAGAGCUCGCCAAAUUCUCCUCCAUUGGGGCAGUUACUUCCUCUCUAGCUAUCACGGCCUUCCCUGUUGUGUACCCAAUUUUGCACGAGCUCAAUCUGUUGAGCUCCGAGGUGGGGCGAAUGGCGAUGUCGACGUCGAUAAUCAGCGACGCGGUGGGCAUUAACGCGAUCCUGGCGUUCGAGGCGGCAAUACAAGGAGAAUACAAUGGGAAGAACGCAAUAUGGUACUUGAUUUCGCUAAUUGUUCUGUUGGCGUUUGUUGUGUUUGGUGUAAGAAGAGCAAUGCGUUGGAUUGUGGAGAAAACACCAGAAGGGCAGGCUGUGGAGCAGGGGUUUGUGGUGGCCAUUUUGCUGGGGGUUUUCGUGAUGGGCUUCUUGACGGAUUUCUUCGGGAUUGCAAUCGCUAAUGGGCCGCUCUGGUUGGGCCUGGCCAUUCCAGAUGGGCCUCCGUUGGGAACCACGCUAGUGGAGAGGAGCGAGACCAUAAUAAUGGAGUUUCUUAUGCCAUUUUCGUUUGCGUUUGUUGGGCUUUACACGGAUGUUUAUGAAAUGGCCGCGGCCGGGUGGCAAAGCUUGGCGCCUUUGUUUUUCUUGGCUCUGGCUGGCCAUUUCUUCAAAUUUGCUGCUACUCUCGUUGCCUCUCUUUACUUUCAGUUGCCUCUUAGAGAUGGCCUCGCCGUUACCCUCAUUAUGUGCUUAAGAGGUGAAGUCGAACUCAUUCUUUUAGUCCAUUGGAUAGACAAAAAGAUAAUAAAGAUACCAGAAUUCACAAUGAUGGUGUUAUUUACGGCGGCGGUGACAGCGACAGCGACGCCAUUGAUAAGGCUACUGUAUGACCCGACAAGACCGUACAUGGUGAGCAAAAGGAGAAGCAUCCAACACAAUCCACCGGGCACAGAGCUUCGGAUGGUGCUGUGCAUCAAGGACCAGGAGAACGUGGCGGCGCUAGUGGACUUUCUAGAGAUGUCGAACCCGACUACGAGCAGCCCCUUCGGCAUCUAUGCGCUCCACCUGAUCGAGCUGGUGGGGCGGGCGGCACCAGUGUUCAUCGACCACAAGAAGCACAAGGCCCCCACCAAGUACACCGCUUCUGACACCAUCCACAAUGCCUUUAAGCUGUACGAGGAGGCCAGAACUGAGUUGGUUAAGUUGCACACCUACACGGCUGUGGCACCCAAGCGGUCCAUGAAUCAGGACAUUUGUGAGCUUGCUCUUGUGAAAAAGGCCAACCUCAUUGUGCUUCCUUUCAACAGGAGUGCGGGGUCAGAUUCGGUGGGGUUGAAUAAUUCUGUGAACUCAAGUGUGCUGGAACACGCACCAUGUUCGGUGGGAAUUCUGGUGGAAAAGAACAAUCUUCAUAGCCCCAUGGUGGGGCAGUCAUUCUGGAACUCAAUGCAGCAUUUCGCGGUUCUGUUCUUGGGAGGGGCAGAUGCUCGAGAGGCUCUAGCUUACGCGGACAGAGUGGUGGGGAACUUGGAUGUAUGCGUGACAGUGGUGCGUUUUCUGUCCUACAAUGCGAGAGGUGACAACGAGUUGGAGAAGAAGCUGGAUGACGGGGUGGUGACAUGGUUCUGGGUGAAAAACGAGUCCAACGAGCGAGUCAUUUACAGGGAAAUAGUGGUAAGAAAUGGGGCAGAGACAAUAGGGGCCAUACAAACACUGAAUGAGAACUCUUACGAGCUUUUGAUUGUGGGGAGGAAGCAAGGUGUAAACCCGGUUCUAUUGGAGGGGCUGUCGGACUGGAGUGACCAUAAUGAGCUGGGGAUUGUGGGAGAUUAUGUUGCCUCCACGGAUUUCACUGCUGCGGCUUCUAUUUUGGUGGUGCAGCAGCAAGUUCUGCGAGCCCACGCCAAAUCUCCUUUUAACUUCUGUGCCAAGCUUAGAAUUUAGAUAAAUCAUCAUAUAAUUCGGUAGCAUCAAUAAUUCAAUCUGUACAUAUUGUUAUUAUAAUUUAGAGUCGUUUUUUUUAGUUUAACCUUAUGUGAGGUUUCGAAUUUGAACCUCCAAAGGUUAGGAUGUAUGUGUUAACAAGUACACAGAUUGACGUUUAGAGUUAGUUUUGAG